UCCGCGGAACCCGACGAGCCUCCAAGCCUUCGUCUGAAGUGUGUCCUCGCUCCGCCGUGCGUGCUCUCCCGGAGUCUCCAAGCCCACCUCCCGGGGAGAACCUUACGUCCAGUGGGCAAGAAGAUCUUAACCAGCCCUGUGGAGACACCUGAUUCUGAAAGAGAGGAAUUAGCAGUGAGGUUCAUUCAUGAGGAUUAAGUCUGAAGAAGAUUUUGCAGCAACUUACAUUGGUAAACAACUCUGAAUGUGUCUGAUGCAGGAAGAAGUGCCCAGACAAGAGGUUUUUUUGUCGCAUGACUUCACAAAAAAUAGUAUGAUGUCGGGUUCCUCACCAUUUAAGAUGCGACUAGUUCAUCUGGACCUGAAAGGAGCCCCACCGAGGGUCUGCUACCUCUCGGAGAUAUUCCCCCUGUUCCGUGCCCUGGGUGCAAACGGCCUCCUCAUCGAGUAUGAAGACAUGUUUCCCUACGAGGGCCACCUGAGGCUGCUGAGGGCCAAGCACGCAUACAGCCCCUCCGAAAUCAAAGAGAUCCUGCAUCUGGCCACACUGAAUGAGCUGGAGGUCAUUCCCUUGGUGCAGACAUUUGGGCACAUGGAGUUUGUGCUGAAGCACGAGGCUCUUGCUCACCUCCGGGAAGUGGCACUUUUCCCCAACACCCUGAAUCCCCACAAGGCGGAGUCCCUGGCACUGGUUGGAGCCAUGAUUGACCAGGUGAUGGCACUGCACCCGGGCGCCCGGUGGCUCCACAUCGGCUGUGACGAGGUCUACUACCUCGGAGAGGGUGAGGACUCAAGACAGUGGCUGCAGCAGGAGCCCAACACCAGAGCAGAGCUGUGUCUGUCCUACAUGGAGGCGGUGGCCAGCCACGUGCAGGCCCAGCACCCCACCACGACGCCCCUGGUGUGGGACGACAUGCUGCGGGACAUCCCCGAGGACCAGCUCUCAGCAUCGAGGGUGCCGCAGCUGGUGGAGCCUGUGCUCUGGGACUACGGGGCCGACCUGGACGUCCACAGCAAGGCGCUCCUCAUGGAGAAAUACCGGAAGAGCGGCUUCUCCUGGCUCUGGGCCGCCAGUGCCUUCAAGGGAGCCACGGGGGCAAGCCAGGCCCUGACCCCCAUCGAGCACCACCUCAGAAACCACGUGCAGUGGCUGCAGGUGGCGGGCAGCGUGCCAGCGGACACGCUGCAGGGCAUCGUCCUGACUGGCUGGCAGAGGUAUGACCACUUCUCUGUGCUGUGCGAGCUGCUGCCCGUGGGAAUCCCGUCCCUGGCUGUCUGUCUGCAGGUGCUUCUACAUGGAGGCUUUGCCGAAAACGUUAAAGCAAGAGUGGAGAACUUUCUUGGGACUUCGAGCUUGGAAGCAACGGAUUUCAGGAGUGAGAGGGCCGGCUCCUUCCCUGGCAGCGACAUCUUGAACCUCAUCACACAAGUCAGCCUCCAUCUGUGCAGCUCUGUGGAUGCGCUGCUGGAGAGGGACAGGUAUGUGACCGGCUGGUUCAGCCCCUACCAUCGCAGACGGAAGUUCAUCCACCCCGUCAUGAUCCAGCACAUCCAGCCCCAGGCACUCAGUCUCCUGGCCAGGUGGAGCGUUCUCGUGGGGGAGCUGGAGGCUGCCCUGCAGCGUGUCUUCUACCCAGACGCGGUGGAGGAGUGGCUGGAGGAGAACGUGCGCCCCAGCCUGCGGCGGCUGCAGGCUCUGCUGCAGGAUCUGGGUGAGGCAGCCGGCGCCAGGCCUGACUCAGGUCAGGACCCCUGAGGGGAGGGGGCCAAGCUCAGGCUGUCGGCCUCCCUGCACCCCCAUCCAGCUGCACCCAGCCCCACGUGCGCCUCCUGAGCCCUGGGCAGCCAUGCCAGCAGACAGCGCCCACAGAAACAAGAGUAAACAUGGAAGGAAAAGACACUCUGGGCCUAUGCAGUGAUCAGCAUUAGAACUUUAAUUCUUUCAAAAUAAAAAGGAGAGUGGAA
Balaenoptera musculus (blue whale) is the source of this 1965-nucleotide messenger RNA. It is a transcript of the gene HEXD, whose product is annotated as hexosaminidase D. Lineage: Eukaryota; Metazoa; Chordata; Mammalia; Artiodactyla; Balaenopteridae. Gene Ontology annotation, biological process: carbohydrate metabolic process. The coding region runs from base 245 to 1756 and encodes 503 amino acids. The transcript is spliced from 15 exons. The record is from RefSeq and is a predicted model, not a curated record. Gene Ontology annotation, molecular function: hexosaminidase activity.